Molecule: messenger RNA, 1162 nt
Organism: Aaosphaeria arxii CBS 175.79
Lineage: Eukaryota; Fungi; Ascomycota; Dothideomycetes; Pleosporales
Exons: 2
Coding region: 133-1143 (336 amino acids)
Source: RefSeq, a predicted model, not a curated record
AGCCUUGCUCCACCUUUGGGCAGUACCGUAUAGGUCGCCUCUCUCAAAGCUUUCACCUGUCUCUAUUUUUCCUUAUCACUCUUUCUCUUCACAGUCUUACCAGACAUUUGCUGAGACUCGAGAUCUGCCACCAUGUUUGGCUUCAUUGCUGACGGCCUGACCGUCGCACUCACCGUCCUCUUCCCCGUCUUCGCUUCCUACAAAGCCCUCCACACAUCUGACCCGGCCGUCCUGGCACCAUGGCUGAUAUACUUCAUGGUCCUCAUGCUCUUCCACACCGUAGAAAACACCUUCGACUUCAUCCUCAGCUGGGUUCCCUUCUACUCAUGGCUCCGACUCUUCCUCCACGUCUACCUCAUCAUGCCCGGGUCCCAAGGCGCCACCUACCUCUACACCGAGCACAUUGAGCCGCUCCUGUACCACCACGAGCGGGAGAUUGACGACUUCAUCACGGACACGCACUCCAAGGCGAAGGCCGCGGGGCUCAUCUACGCCGAGAAAGCCGUCGAAUGGAUCAAAGUCAACGUGCUCGGCUUCGCGCCCAAGAAGCCGGACACCCCACCCGCCACAGGACAGACCUACGCGCAGAACUUCAUGAGCCGGUUUGCCAUGCCGUCCGCCCGCGGCGGCGACAACUUCACGAACCUUCUCUCGCAGGCUCUCAGCGGCGCCGGCGCAAUGUACGCCGGCAACCAGGGCGCUCAGGCAGCGGAGCUGAGCCGCGGCUCCACGCUUAUCCCAGAGAGCAUCCGCAACAACGACGACCGGAUGAGCUACGUCGCAAGCCAGCGGCAGCGACUGGAGACCCUCAUGCAGGCGUUCGACCGCGAGCAGGACAACCUAAGGACCGCAAGGGACAGCGGUAGCAGGUACUACGAGGGAGGAAGCAGCGGAGGACCCGGACUCUCGAGGAACAGGAGCGAAGGCGAGUUCGACAGGAUCGAGAGGGAUGAGAUCGGUUCCGACCGCCCCCCUUACCCGACUACUCCCCCCGCGCUGGGCAGGAGGACGAGCAGCGGGUGGAUGCCGUGGAACUGGCGCCAGGGACAGCCGAUUCCAGACGACCCGCUCGCGUACGGCAAAGAUCACAGCCAGUCUUCUUCUUCCCAGGGGAGGUCUACGGGGUACGAUGGAGGUCGCUAGACGUCGAUCAACAUGUUUC